AUGUUUAUUUAUAUUGCAACUCCGGCUGAAGCCGCCAAUGAUAAAUUGAAGAUUCAGUGUGGUCCGACUGAUGAUAUUAAAAUUAUUAGAGAGUUGAUUUUUAAACAUUUUGGUAAAAAGUUUUCGCCUAAAUGUCAAAGGUUAAUAUUUGGUGGAAAGCAACUCGAAGAUGGACAUACUCUAUUUCAUUAUAAUAUUAAGAAUACUAAUACAGUACAACUGUUUGGAAAAAUAAAUCGCGACCUUGAAAAAGUUUUACCUGACGCGUCUCCUGGUGAACAACACGUCGUGUCAGUAGUAAUACAUCAACAAAAAACUGAUGCUAACGAUGUUAAUGAAAUGGAUUUAGAUGCGCCACAAAUUGAAGAUACUAUUCAAGAAUCAGUUGCGUCAGUUAAUGAUGAUGCACGAAAAGAGACCGUUGAACUUGAUCGUGAUAUUAACAUGCAAGAUAGUGUUAAUGAUGGAGCCGAAGAUUAUGUUUGUGAAAUGUGUAAUAAUAAUUCUCGAAAAAAAUGUAAAAAUUGUGGGUGUAGUAUUUGUGGUGGAAAAGAUGAUGAAGCACAUAUGAUAGUUUGUGAUGAGUGUCAAUAUUAUUUCCAUUUUGCAUGUUUAAAUCCUCCUCUCACAAAUUUACCGGAUGAAGAAUAUUGGUACUGUCCUGAUUGUAAACAUCAGGAUAAUGAUAUUGUCUUGGCUGGUCAAAGGUUAGACUUAAAAAAGUCUAAAAAGUCAAAGAUGCCAUCUGCGUUCCAAACUAAAAGUUGGGGUGGUGGAAUGGCAUGUGUUGGUUUAUCAAAAAGAUGUGAAAUAGUAGAUCCCGAUUACUUUGGAGCUAUUCCAGGAAUUCCAGUUGGAUCAUCAUGGAAAUAUAGAAUUAAUUGUUCAGAGGCUGGAGUUCAUCGACCUCCUGUUGCUGGAAUCGCGGGGAAAUCUAGUGUUGGAUCAGUAUCGAUUGUGCUCAGCGGUGGUUAUCCCGAAGAUACGGAUAACGGUUCCGAAUUUAUAUAUACAGGUUCCGGUGGUAGGGACCUUAAAACUGGUAAUAAGAGGACCGCUGAACAAUCAUCAGAUCAAGAACUUACCAAAACUAACUUGGCUCUUGCGGUAUGCUGUGACGCAAAAGUCAAUGAUAUAAAAGGGGCAGUAGCUAAAGACUGGAAAAAAGGAAAACCAAUUCGAGUAUGCCGGAGUGAUAAAUUAAAAAAGCAUAAUCCAAAAUUUGCACCUGAUGAAGGUAUUCGUUAUGAUGGACUGUAUAAAGUCGUCCGGUACUGGCCAGAAAAGGGAAAAUCUGGAUUCAUCGUGUGGCGUUAUGAAAUGCGACGUGACGACGACGAACCUGCUCCUUGGUCACCGGAAGGGAAGAAACGUAUUGCCGAAUUAGGAUUAACUAUGUAUGUCCCCGAUGAAUUAAAGGAUGAAGAAUCAAAGAAACGUAAAUCUGGAGAAGGAGGAUCAUCUAAUAAGAAAGCAAAGAAAACGAAAACCUAUAAGCCUUCAAGUACGUUAGCGAAACUCAUCGCAAAAGACAAAAAAAAUGCACGUGCGUGGAAAAUUGUCAUGGGAAAGGAUUGUGAUACAUUAGCGGAAUUUAUUUCUUCCAUUGAGGAAGAAUUCAAGUGUCCAGUUUGUAUAGAAUUGGUCCAAAAUCCAGUCACGACCCCGUGUUCACAUAAUUAUUGUUUCGGUUGUCUUGAGCUAUCUGCUCAAAACUUUGGUAAAAAAUGUGUGCAAUGUCGUGAAGAAUUUGGUUCUAAGAUAUUUGGAAUUAAUGAUGAUUUGGUUGCAGCAUUACAGGAAGUUAUUCCUACUUACAAUCAGAAAGGCAAGGGAAAGGUUUACUAA
This is a messenger RNA of Diversispora eburnea, 1848 nucleotides long. The record is from the annotation of a GenBank genome assembly. Lineage: Eukaryota; Fungi; Glomeromycota; Glomeromycetes; Diversisporales; Diversisporaceae.